AUGGCAGAUAUUUUUCAAUAUAAAACCAAAGAUGGUACAUUAAUAGAUUUUGAUGUAUCAAGACAAUCAUGUGAAAAAUAUGGUUUUUUCGCAGGCUCAAGAGUAAUGACACCAAAAGGUGUUGGUACAGUUAUUGGAGUUUAUCAAAAUAACUUAUGGUUCCACAUUGAAGGUGAUGAAGGUGCAUCAUUUUGGGACAAUGGAAAAGAUUAUGAAUCAUUGGUAUUAAAAUUAAAUGUUCAAUUAAUUGAUGAUGAACCACCCAUUGGUCCACUAGAAAAUAGAUAUAGAGUAAAAAGAAUUAGCUAUCUUAAAAAGGAGGUCUCCAUUAUUCUCCAAAAUGAAAAUGGACCUUGCCCAUUAAUUUCAAUUGCAAAUGUUUUAUUGCUCCAACGAAAAAUUCAUAUUGACAGUGAUCUUCAAUAUGUCACCCUCAAGAAACUAGGGGAUUUAAUUAUGAAAUAUGCAAAGAAUUUAUAUGAAGGUAAUCAAGAUGUUUUGGAUAUUUUAGAUGAUUAUGAUAAAAAUGUUUUACCAACUUUAGAAAAAGGUUUAAUUGUAAAUAUUUAUUUCGAUAAUAUUUCAGGUUUCGAAAAAACUGAACCAUGUCAAAUUUUUGAUUAUUUAAAUAUCAAACUCGUUCAUGGCUGGAUCCCUGACCCAGAGCAAUUAGAUAUAAAGCAAAUCAUUGGAUCAUUGAGCUACAAUGACUUGGCUCCAAAAAUUGUAUCUUUCGAGCAAAGCUUUCCAAAUGCUAAAGUAGACACUCAACAAAAAGUCAACGACUUUGCCAAUAGCAAUCAAUUAACCGAGCACGGUUUACAUUUGAUUCAAGAGAAUUUAAAAGAAGAUGAACUUUGUGUAUUUUUUAGAAACAACCAUUUUGCCACAAUGACCAAACACGAUGGAUAUCUUCACAUUUUAGUUUCAGAUGUUGGCUAUGAAAGAGAAAGCAAUAUCAUUUGGGAUAGAAUAAUGUCUAAAGAAGGAGAAUCAAUUUUCCUUUCUGGUGAUUUCCUUUCCAGAAAAGAUGAGCUCAUCAUCGAGGUUGUAAACACUUUAAAAUUAUUUGGUUUCAAAGAUAGUGAAGUUGAUGAAGCUAAACAUUAUGUCCAAACAAUCGAUAAGGUCGAUUGUGAUUUAAUUGAAGAAGCCACAAAAUUCCUCCAAAGCAAAGGCUAUUCACCAUAA
Molecule: messenger RNA, 1191 nt
Organism: Dictyostelium purpureum
Lineage: Eukaryota; Evosea; Eumycetozoa; Dictyosteliales; Dictyosteliaceae
Exons: 5
Coding region: 1-1191 (396 amino acids)
Biological process (GO): protein K48-linked deubiquitination
Cellular component (GO): cell periphery; cytosol
Molecular function (GO): cysteine-type deubiquitinase activity; K48-linked deubiquitinase activity; cysteine-type carboxypeptidase activity
Source: RefSeq, a predicted model, not a curated record